Vollenhovia emeryi is the source of this 1071-nucleotide messenger RNA. RefSeq lists its product as uncharacterized. Bases 36 to 596 code for a protein of 186 amino acids. The record is from RefSeq and is a predicted model, not a curated record. Lineage: Eukaryota; Metazoa; Arthropoda; Insecta; Hymenoptera; Formicidae. The transcript is spliced from 3 exons.
GAGAAAUAUCCGGCGAAACACAGAGAUCCGACGCGAUGAAGCUAUUUGCGCGUCCUAAGUACUUUUUCGAAGCAACAGCAUUGGUGACAACUAUCAGCCAUAUAUCUGGACUUCGUGUUUUUGAAUAUCCUCGUGGUCAUCCAAGACCUAUACUCAGCCUGACCUAUCUCUUGUUCCUUUACAUUGUAUUUUGCAAUGGCUGGUUGCGCGUGCAUGGAAAAUACUACGCAAACGUUAGACUGAUGAAGCUGGAGUACGUCCUGUACCAAUUAUUAAAGUACGUUGUUAUUGUAUCCGUGAUAAUGAAGAUGUUGCUAGGCUGGUGGCAUACGAAGAAAUUUAAAAUUUGCCACAAAAAGAUCUCCGAGAUCGACGCAACGUUGCGACAGCUGGGACUGACAGUGAAUUAUGACAAAAUAUAUUUCGCGACGAUUGGAACCAUGACCGUUUGGAUUACAUUCAUCUUCACUAUGUGCACCGUGGUUUUCUUUCACUUGCGGAUCAGCACCGAUGUAUUCACUUCAAUUUAUCUUAUAUUGGUGGAUGCUUACGAACAAAAUUUGGAUUGGUCAACCAAUUCUUGCACGAGAUAUUAACAGACCUAUCAACGAAAAAGAUGAAAUUAGACACUUUAGAAGUGAGAGAUUAUGCUAAAAUCAUAGAUGUCGAGCAACGAAAGCAAGUUCUUUCGAGGAAGAUGAUAUUUCAAUUGCAUCAGCGGAUACAAUCGCGAAUAAACGUUCCUAUAUCAGAGAAGGAAGAUUCAAUCGUACCUCAGAGUGAAUCUCAAUUUCCAUCUCACGUCACAAAACAAUUUCAAAAUGUACUCGAGAGUCGUUUUAGAAGACACAAUUCCACAAUGACAAAUCGUCAGAAACGUAAAUGUCUAUUACAAGUAAUCAAGUGAGUACAGGCCAGUAUUAAAUACAUCAUUACGAAGUAAACUCUAAAAUUAAUAAACCAAUCCAACAAUUUUGUCAAGGUAUUCCUAAUGUGUGAUUUCAGGCAAACGCUUAAAACAUUUUUAAAAAUUUUCUUAAGAAACAAAUAAGGAUUUAAAUAAAAAUAUUU